AUGUUGGCCAGGCUGAGGACAAUGACCAGACUCACCUUCUUGCUGUUCCUGUCUGUGGCCACCAGCAGGUGCAGUGCAGCUGUGGCCUCUUCUCUUGAGAUGCUCUCGAGGAUGGAUGGAACCUGUGCCUCCUCCUUUUCUUCCCUGUCUAGAAGCUGCAAGGAAAUCAAGGAACGUUGCCAUAGAGCAGGUGAUGGCCUGUAUUUUCUCCGCACCAAGAAUGGUGUUGUCUACCAGACCUUCUGUGACAUGACCUCUGGGGGUGGCGGCUGGACCCUGGUGGCCAGCGUGCACGAGAAUGACAUGAGUGGGAAGUGCACGGUGGGCGAUCGCUGGUCCAGUCAGCAGGGCAACAAAGCAGACUACCCAGAGGGAGACGGCAACUGGGCCAACUACAACACCUUUGGGUCUGCAGAGGCGGCCACGAGCGAUGACUACAAGAACCCUGGCUACUAUGACAUCCAGGCCAAGGACCUGGGCAUCUGGCAUGUGCCCAACAAGUCCCCCAUGCAGCACUGGAGAAACAGAGCCCUGCUGAGGUACCGCACCAACACUGGCUUCUUCCAGAGCCUGGGACAUAAUCUGUUUGGCCUCUACCAGAAAUACCCAGUGAAAUACGGAUUAGGGAACUGCUGGAAUGACAAUGGCCCAGCCAUACCUGUGGUCUAUGACUUUGGUGAUGCUAAGAAGACCGCAUCUUAUUACUCACCAUAUGGUCAACUGGAAUUUGUUGCAGGAUUCGUCCAGUUCAGGGUUUUUAACAAUGAAAGAGCAGCCAAUGCCCUUUGUGCUGGGGUUAGAGUUACUGGCUGUAACACUGAGCAUCACUGCAUCGGUGGAGGAGGGUUCUUCCCAGACGGCAAUCCCCGUCAGUGUGGGGACUUCUCUGCCUUUGACUGGAAUGGAUAUGGAGCUCACGUUAAGGGCAGCUGCAGUCAGCAGAUAACGGAGGCCGCUGUACUCUUGUUCUAUAGAUGAGAGAGAUCUCUGCAGUGUGGGGAUAAGAACCCAUCUUCUAACCCUGGCUAU
Molecule: messenger RNA, 1029 nt
Organism: Cebus imitator (Panamanian white-faced capuchin)
Lineage: Eukaryota; Metazoa; Chordata; Mammalia; Primates; Cebidae
Product: intelectin-2
Exons: 9
Coding region: 1-978 (325 amino acids)
Molecular function (GO): oligosaccharide binding
Source: RefSeq, a predicted model, not a curated record